AAUUUUAAGUAAGAAUUGACAAGAAGUGCUUGGAAUCAGCUAUGUGCACGUCAUAAGACUUGGAGGAAACCCACACACCCUCCUAUUUUCUUCCUCUAUGUUAAAGAAAAGCUGAAGGGAGGGACCCUCAGAUAGUUUUGGUGGCCCAUUCUGUUCACUUGGAGUUGACAUGCGGAUGUGUUGGAAGGGAAAAUAAAUCAUCAUAUAUUCCCCUUUCAUACUGUUUAAAUAACUGGAAGAAGGAGCUUUAAGAAAAAGACAAAAACCAAAAUGACGACUGCUCAAUUUGAUUGUCAAUACUGCACGGCAUCACUUCUUGGGAAGAAGUAUGUACUAAAGGAUGACAAUCCAUACUGUGUUUCUUGUUAUGAUCGCAUCUUUUCUAACUAUUGUGAGGAGUGCAAAGAACCAAUUGAAUCAGAUUCCAAGGAUCUUUGUUACAAAGGCCGUCACUGGCAUGAAGGAUGCUUCAAUUGUGCCAAAUGCAAUCACUCCUUGGUGGAAAAACCUUUUGCUGUCAAGGAUGAGCGCCUUCUGUGCUCAGAAUGCUAUUCUAACGAGUGCUCCUCCAAGUGCUUCCACUGCAAGAGGACCAUCAUGCCAGGUUCCCGCAAAAUGGAAUUUAAGGGAAACUACUGGCAUGAAACCUGCUUUGUGUGUGAGCACUGCCGACAACCAAUAGGAACUAAACCAUUGAUUUCCAAAGAGAAUGGCAAUUAUUGUGUGCCCUGUUUUGAGAAGGAGUUUGCUCACUACUGCAGCUUUUGUAAGAAGGUGAUAACUUCAGGUGGGAUAACAUUUCAUGACCAGCCAUGGCAUAAAGAGUGUUUUCUGUGCAGUGGCUGUAGGAAGGAGCUCUGUGAAGAAGAGUUUAUGUCCAAAGAUGAUUAUCCAUUCUGCUUGGACUGCUACAACCAUCUUUAUGCCAAAAAGUGCUCUGCCUGCACCAAACCUAUUACUGGUCUCAGAGGCGCCAAGUUUAUCUGCUUUCAAGACCGCCAGUGGCACAGUGAGUGCUUUAACUGCGGGAAGUGCUCCGUGUCUUUGGUGGGGGAAGGCUUCCUGACCCAGAACAAGGAAAUCUUCUGCCGCAAAUGUGGUUCCGGGGUGGAUGCUGACAACUAGAAGGAGACAGUCCUUUCCCACUGAAAUAUCCACCUUGCUUUUGUUCUCACUAAAUCCAGAGCUCAAAUGACAUCAUGUUUCUGACUUAAUUUAUAGAACAAAUUAAUGUAGAGUUUAUAGCAGAAGAGUUUUUGCACACAUUCUGAUUGAACUAUAAGAACUAAAAAAAAAAAAAAGCAGUCUAACAGAAAUGAAUCUAUACUGAAUCACAAAGGCACCUUUCCUUGCAAAAUACUGCACUCUGCUGUUAGAAAUACAGGAACAUAUCUCUUUAUUAUAAUCCAGUGUAUGACCCAUACCUAGAAGUCAUGGCUAUUAUUACUGAAGACUGCUGUGUUCCAAAACUGCAGAGUAGAGAGGAAACAAAGAGAUCAAAUUGAAGGCAUACAUGACUCAUGUUUGCAUUCCUAACCAGCUAGUUAUAAACGCAAUGUGAUUGGCUAUGAAUGGUAGAACAAAAAUGAUCCAGGAAAAUGGAUUAGUAAUCACCACAUUUAAGUAUUCUGUCAUUUUAUCAUUCUUUAAUUGUUCAUGUGUACUGACUUUGGAGUUGAAAAACAAAGCUACAAUUUGCCCUCAUCCACCUGCUCCCACAGCUAGUUGGUUAUCGUAUUUAAUCAAUGGAAUCUGGGAUUUCUGGACACUGACUCUCAUUCUCUGCAUAGAGAUAAAUGGGUCCUUUCUAUGUGGGGAGGUUAAAAGCAUAGGUUUCAACACAUUUUGUCUUAAAUGCAUUUUCAAAGCCCACAAUGGUUUUUUCUAAAUACUUAACGAUUCCAUGAAAGAAAAAUCUAUUCUUUCAAAUGAACUAACCAGGAUAAUCAUUGUCCCCAAAGGCAAACCUUUAAGGUAAAUAGAUCAUUAAAUCAUCACUUGUGGAAAUGAGUUUUAGGGAAGGAAUUGAUGUUGGAACCUGACUUUCAUCCAGAUAUCUAAAAGCAUGAUAGAAUGCAUAAUUAGCUUGGAGCCUCAUGCAUUUUGCCUUCCAAAAUUAUACAGAUUAGUAAUAGGAAAACAUAAAAGUGGGCUAUAAAGAAAUCUAGUAAUAAGAACUGAGAAAGAAUAAUCCACUGCUGAUUGUUGUGGACCUGCAAAGCAGCACAACAGAGAAAUGUGGUCUGUAGAUGAGCCCCCCUCGCUGUUCUUCCACAUGCAUACCAUCCACCUCAUCUAUGCCAACCAUAUCCCCUCGCUUCAGACUCUUGCAGGACUGUGAGAGAUACACUCAACCCUCAAUAUCCAUUCUACAAAUAAGCCAGUGAUUUUGGUCACAGCCUUAGUGAAAAGCCUAUCAUCACAUGUGUCUCUUUAUACCAGACAUCCCUUGAUCAUAACCCUACCCAGCUGCCCCUGGAUAAUAUUUUCCAUAUCAUGUGGGACAAAUGGAAAGCAACCUCUGCUCUCCAUGCUCAGUUAUCACCCUUGGUUAUAGUGUCACUUGGGUGGAGCAGAGAGAGGUCGGGGGAGAAAACUGCAUUGACAUAACAUUUUUCUAAGUGUCUAAUCUCAAAUUAUUGCACAGCAUUAAAGUUGUGAUUGAAAUCUAAUUAUGUGCUCUGGCUGAUUACAAUGAUUAAAAUAGCAUCACAGGAGAUUCAAUUAAAAUUGUUAUGGAAACAAUUUUGGAAAUAGUUUAAAAUGCAAGGGCAUUUGGAAAUGCUAGCAAUUUAGAGACACUAAUGAAAAGUCAGGCUACACAGGCUAUUUGAAAGAUAUCAUUGUCUCUUUUUUGUAUUAACAAUUCCAAGAUAUUUUCUCAUCUUCACAUUGUUAAAUGUAGGGAAAUAUAUCAAUAUUUUUCCUGCAUUGUUUGAAAUUGCACAUGUGGAACUGAAUGUGCCAAUUAUCUAGAAAAUAACAGUGUAUUACGUAGAAAACCAAGCCAUUAUGAAUCUGGAUAGAUAUACAACAUUUAAAACUGGCUCCAUUAAUCAAUUAUAAGCAAACAUACAAAAUGGAAUGGUCUUUCUUGGUUAAACAAUUGGUCAUGUUUAUUUAUUUUGCUGUGUGUGGUUGGGGGAAUGUGAGUAGGCAUAUGAUCAGGCUUGUGUUUGAUCUUUACAAUAAAAUUCACAGAACACUUCUAAGAAAGAGAUUUUGUGAUCCUUUGAUAAGUAUAGUUAAGUAUAUACACUUUCACAUAGAAAUAAUUCCAUAUUUGGAAGGUAGCUUAGUCAUCAAACAUGUAUGAAACAUGUACUAUGCACAUUUUAAGCUCAAGCUGCUGUGGUCCUGGGAUGGUGGGAGGAUAGAUCAGGUAUGGACGUGUGGGAGUGCCAAAGGCAGAGAGCUUAAAAAAAAAACUUCUGCUGUAGACAUAACACACAUAAACA
Messenger RNA from Phacochoerus africanus (Common warthog), 3458 nucleotides. RefSeq names its product four and a half LIM domains 5 (gene FHL5). The coding region runs from base 271 to 1125 and encodes 284 amino acids. Lineage: Eukaryota; Metazoa; Chordata; Mammalia; Artiodactyla; Suidae. Gene Ontology annotation, molecular function: transcription coactivator activity. Gene Ontology annotation, cellular component: nucleus; Z disc. The transcript has 6 exons. The record is from RefSeq and is a predicted model, not a curated record. Gene Ontology annotation, biological process: positive regulation of transcription by RNA polymerase II.